AUGAGUGUUGAGCUAAACGAUGCACGGUGUUUAACUGCUGACUUGGCCUGGAAUACUUUCCUACCGAACGAGACUCUUGCAGCCAUCUUCCGCGGUCUUUCGCCUUCUGUCCUAGCGACUAUUGCGCCUGUGUCACGCCAGUGGAGGGGAGUAGCGGAAUGGCUGCUAUAUUCAAACAUCUCCAUCUCAGAGACCCUCUCUACCUCAUCUCCAUUCCCAUACAGCACGCUUCGUUGCUGCCAGACCAUUCGUCUGCAUUCACAUCUUGCCAGCGGACUUUCCAAAUUAUAUAUCCGAUGGAAAUCAGAGCACGGUGCACACUACGAGCCAGACUUUGACCUCCUCCUCUCCAAUCUGUCACAAGCAAUAGGCCUCGCAAUAAACCUCGAGUCCCUAGACUUACAUCUCGGCCUCCCAUGUCUGCCAGAACAUCCCACUUUAACUUCUCUCACAUUCCCUGCUACCGAUGUGCAUUAUCACUCCCUCCGGCGCGUCUCUCUCAGCGGCAUCGGCCCCUUUGCGCACAAUCGUCUCACUCAUUUUCUCAAUAUUCUCCCCGCCGCACGACACCUCCGUCUUCCUGACUAUCACGACCAGAUCGCCCUCCUCCCUCAAGCCCUCCCAUCUCUCAUAUCCUUUUCCGGCUCGCCACGCGUAGCAGCUGCAAUUUUACCGGGAAGACCGGUACAAUCCCUUGUACUCAUAGGACAGGACUACAUCACUGACCUGGAUCUGUCCCGAAUGGCCCUGACAAGCAUUCCGCUUCGCCAUCUGGAUUUGUCAUCCAUGUUGGUUACCCCGACAUUGUUGCGAAAUUUAUCCAGGAAUCUCAAUACAGUCGAGUCGUUGAAGGUGAAGCUUGCUUUGAGGCAUACUUUGCAUUUCGCUGGUAUUGGCUUGCUAGCAGCGCUUUCACACCUUCUCAGCGCAUUUCACCGUCUGUCUACGCUUGACCUCUCACCUACGCACGUGGACUAUACCGGGCUCAGUAACAGCGCAGAAGAGCUCUCACUCUGUCGAUCGUGGCAGAACGCGUGUCCUUCUUUACGGCGCGUCGUCUUUCCUUCCCAAACAGAGUGGACGCUCCAGGAAGACGAUAAUACGUGGCUGUCUGUUCUGUUAGGGGGAUCGCGGAGGCGGGUGGGUACAUUUUUAGCCUUCCGUGACGUGCUCCUAAUGACGGAAUGCAUAGCCUGCGUUUCAUUCGUCGAAGAAGUUCCUUGA
Messenger RNA from Suillus clintonianus, 1224 nucleotides. RefSeq lists its product as uncharacterized. Gene Ontology annotation, molecular function: protein binding. The transcript has 2 exons. Lineage: Eukaryota; Fungi; Basidiomycota; Agaricomycetes; Boletales; Suillaceae. Bases 1 to 1224 code for a protein of 407 amino acids. The record is from RefSeq and is a predicted model, not a curated record.